Paramecium sonneborni is the source of this 1316-nucleotide messenger RNA. Lineage: Eukaryota; Ciliophora; Oligohymenophorea; Peniculida; Parameciidae. The record is from the annotation of a GenBank genome assembly.
AAAAAUGAGUGGAGAAAAUGAAAUUCAAGAAGAGAAAAAUUAUGAAGAGUAAUAUAGAAAUUGGAAAUAGAAUAUUCCAUUUAUGUAUGAAAUUUGCAUCAAUCAUUAAAACAAAUGGCCAUCUUUAACAGUUUGUUGGUUGAACGAACUUGAGAUGUUUUUUCCAUUAUUAUCAUAGUGAUCAAAAUGAAAAUGAAGUACACAGAUUGAUUGUGGCCACGCAGACUAAUAAUCAAGAAUAGGAUUAUAUAAAAUUGCUAAAAGUUGCUAUUCCAAAGUAAAUUGAUGAUAAGAUUGAUAAUACUUUGCUUAACAAUAUUUGUACUUAUACAUUAAUAUGUUGAGGGAAAACUUAAGCGGUGGGUAAAGUCUAAGAAGAAUUACAAAUUUAAGUGGAAGUUGAAAUUAACCGAGUUAGAUAAUAACCAAAUAAUUAAUUAAUUUUAGCAGCUUAAGCAGGUGAUGGGGAAGUUGGUAUCUAUCUAAUCUAUCCUUAAUAGGUUUAUAUGAUUUAAGCAAAUAAUCGAAAGUUUAAGCUUUAAUUGGAUAAAAUAAAGAAGGUUAUGGAUUGUCUUGGAAUCUCACAAAUAGUGGAUAAUUAUUAUCAGCUAGUUAUGAUCAUAAAAUAUAUUUUUGGGAUACAAAUACAGCUUAAUUAAUAAAUUCUUACAAUUUUCAUUCAGCUGAAGUAGAAGAUGUUUGUUGGCAUCCACAAAAUCCAAAUAUAUUUCUUUCAUGUUCUGAUGAUAAGACAUUUGCUAUGUAAAUUAAUUAUCUUAUUUUUUAGUGCUGAUGUUCGAACUAAUUAAGGUGUCACUAUAUAAUAAGAAGCUCACUCAUAAGAAGUUAAUUGUGCAUAAUUUAAUAAUUUUUAAUCUAAUUUAUUUGCAACUGGAUCUAAUGAUGCUUUGGUUAAAAUGUUUGAUAUGAAUAAACCAGAAGAGGAUAUACAUACCUUCUCAAAUCAUGAAGAUGCUAUUUAUAGUCUCUAAUGGUCGCCUCAUUAAAGAAAUCUACUUGCAUCUGGAUCUGUUGAUACCAAAAUUGUUGUAUGGGAUUAUUUUAAAAUUGGAAAUGAAAUUAAAGCUGAAGAUGAAAAAGAUGGACCAUCAGAAUUAUUGGUAAUUAUACUAUUUUUAUAUUAGUUUUAUCAUGGAGGACAUAGAUCUAAAGUUAAUGAUUUAUCAUGGAAUCUCAAUCAUAAACAUUUAUUAGCAAGUGUAGAAUAAGAGAAAAACAUACUCUAAAUUUGGAAAAUUUAAUAAUAGUUAUGGGAGCAGGAUGAAAAUGAUGAAUAUAUUCAAUCUCUUGUUUGA